AUGAUCCGCCCCCGGCUCCUCCCACCCCACACCAUCUCCCUUCUCCCCAAUCCCCCCCAAACCCCGAAUUCCAUACCCAUCGGCUAUCCUUCCACUCGUCCUUGCCGGAGCUCCACCACCGCGUACAGCAGCUCAACCCCCCCCAUCCCCAUCCCCACCUCGUCCUCUCCGUCCGACGCGGGUCUCCUCUUCCGCCGAAAGCUCCUGUACCUCGAGCGAAACCUGGGCAUCGACCCCGCACAGGCCCUCUCCCGCAACCCCCACCUGCGCUCCGCUUCCCUCUCGUCUCUGCGGGAACUCGCCGCCUUCCUCUCCUCCAUGGGGCUCCCCCCAAACCCAGCAGGUGCCGGUCGCAUUCUGUCCAUGCACCCCCAGCUCCUCACCUGCGACCCCGUCGCCGACCUCCUCCCUGUCUUCCGCUUCCUUCUCGGCCCCGCGGGCAUCCCUCCCAGGGACGUCCCCACUGCUGUCCUGCGUUGCCCUCGCCUCCUCGUGACCAGCGUGGAAGACCAGCUCCUGCCGGCGCUGUACUUCCUCCGGCGUCUAGGGUUCGUGGGAGUCCACCGGAUUACUUGCAGGACCACCCUGUUGCUGGUGUCCAGCGUCGAGGGUACUCUCAUUCCCAAGCUGGAGUACAUACAGAACCUUGGGUUCUCCCGGAGGGAGGCUAUCAAGAUGGUACUGAGGUCGCCGGGCCUGUUCACAUUCAGCAUCGAAAAGAAUUUCCGCCCAAAAGUGGCGUACCUGGUUGAGGAAAUGGGGCGCGACCUCUCAGAGCUCAAGGAUUUCCCCCAAUACUUCUCAUUCAGUCUCGAGGGAAAGAUUAAGCCGCGCCACCGGCUUCUGGUGGAGAAUGGGUUCGAGGAUAUGUCUCUUGCCAACAUGCUCAAGGUCAGCGAUGGUGAAUUCAACGACCGGUUGGUCGAGAUGCGGCUGAGAUCGGUCGGUGGGAAGAUCUGA
Molecule: messenger RNA, 960 nt
Organism: Spirodela intermedia
Lineage: Eukaryota; Viridiplantae; Streptophyta; Magnoliopsida; Alismatales; Araceae
Source: the annotation of a GenBank genome assembly